UUCAUCGAUGCAUUUGGGCGUUGGAGUCUGCAUGUUAUUAGCGCUCAGGGAGACCUCUCCAUUUUACCCCCUUGUCGAAGAGCAAAAGCUACAAAUCUAGGAAUCUACAAAUUUUAUUACCAGUGCAACGUGGCCUUUUCCCCCACCCCAUUCGUGUUUUUUUUAAUUGUCUCUCGGCAUAGGAUUUGUUGCAAGGAACUUGAAACUUUUUUUCCCUCUCUCAGGGUGUGAUUCCGGCUCCUUUUCCCCCCUCGCUCUUCACUCCUCCUUCUGUCUGCCCGUCCCCGUGUGUGUGUGUGCGUGCAGCAUUGAAAAGCCAGGCGUCAUUGUUCGCUUUCUUUCUUUCGCUGGCUCGGAGUUUCUUUGUUGUACAAGCAUGGGAGCCCAAUUCUCGAAGACCGCUGCAAAUCGCGAAACUGUUGGUGAAAAAGCGGGGGAAGCUGCAGCUGGAUCACCUUCUAAAACCAAUGGGCAGGAGAAUGGCCAUGUGAAGGUGAACGGAGACGCGUCUCCAGCCGCAGCCUCCGCCGCCGCGCCCGCCGCUGAGCCCGCCGCCGGGGAGAAGGAGGAGCUGCAGGCUAAUGGGGCGACUCCGGCCGAGGACAGCAAAGAGGACGGGGGGACGGCGGCGGCGGCGGCCGCACCAGCGGCGGCGGCAGCAGCAGCAGCAACAUCGGCGCCGGUGAGCAGCGAGGCGGCCAGCACCAGCAACAGCGCCAGCACCCCGCCGGCCGCGGCCAAGCCUGCAGAGACGAACGGGGAGUCGGCGGACAGCGGAUCCCCGGCGGAGGGCGAGGCGGCGGCGGUGGCCAAGGGCGAGGAAGCGGCGGCCCCUGCAUCGACCUCGGCCGCCAGCCCGGCCAACAGCGAGACCCCGAAGAAGAAGAAGAAACGCUUCUCCUUCAAGAAGUCCUUCAAGCUCAGCGGCUUCUCCUUCAAGAAGACCAAGAAGGAGACCGGGGACAGCGCGGAGAACGAAGCGGCUGCCUCUGCCGCCCCUGCCUCUGCCUCUGAGGAGAAGGAGCCAGGCGCCUCUCCUCCUGCAGCCGCCCCUGAGAGCACAGCAGAGGCCGGCACCACCGAGGAGACCAAACCCAAACCCAGCCAGGAAGGCGAUGCCGGCUCCCCCGCCCCCGCUCCGGCCAGCGAGCCGGCGCCGGCCUCGGCCAACUCGGAGGAAAAGAAGGAGGAGACCGGCGCCUCGCAGGAGGGCGACAAGCCCGAAGACAAGGCACCCGCAAGCGGGGACCUGCAGGAAGCCAAAGCUCCGGAGGAACCCAGCAAGGCCAACGAAGAGAAACCCACAGCGGAGCCAGCCUCGUCCAACCCAGCUGCCAACGCUGAAGCCUCCACAACUGAGCAAGAGGCGGCAGCGGUCCAAGAACCACCACCAGCAGCAGCAGCAGCAGCAGAGCCAGCUGUACCACAGGAGGUACCAUCCGAGUCUAGUCCAGCGCCACCAACUACCGACUCAGCAGAGUAAAACGGAGAAGCCCAAAACUGGAGUGAUAAUCAAAGGACCUUUUUCCAUGUUUGUUUGUUGGAGUGGUGCCAGGUACUGGUUUGGAGAACUGUCUAACCAGGGAUUUUAAAGGCAUUUUUUAUUUUUUAAAAAUAAAAAGAAAUCCCAUUGCAUUCAUUCUGUUACCACCAUUCCAACAGGCAGAGAUGAGCCCCAAAUCUCGCUCUGUCAUUUUUUUGCAUCAGUAUUACUGUUUUUGCAUAUUUUGCAUCAUUUUAUACAAAAGUUUAAACCUUUUGAUCAAUAUAUGGACAUGUCCAUUGGUGUGGAUAAUCUGGGUGGGUAAAUCCUGGGUAAAAUGUAAAUGAAGUAAUAUUGGAACCACAAUGCAAUGGUAUAGUUGCCAAGUAAAUGUGCCACAAACUAAUUAUGUAAAGGAUUAGUCUUUUUAAAACAAAAGUUGCAAAUCUUACAAAAAUAAUCCAUACAGUUUACAACACUAAGUCUUGAAUACAAGAAAGCAAGGAAAUCUGUGUCAGAAAAUCAAUAGUUUUAGUAAUGCAUUAAAAUCAUAGAAACUUUUCACUUAUCUCAUUUAUAGCUGUACAAGUCAAGUGAUAAGUAGAAGAAAAAAAAGCAAGUUGUAUAGGCGUUAUUGUUUAUUGCUGGUUCAUGACCUUAAAGUGUAAUUAUGUAUUACAGCAGGGUGUUUUUAACUGUGAUUAUGUAUAAAUGAAAACUUAAUAUCAAGAAGCACAUGAAGUUUGCAACUCUUCACCCUGCCCAUUUUGUAAAAUUGCCGUCAUCUUGGAAGAUCUUUUAAACAAUUUUAAAUGAAAAGCUGUGAUAAGUGGAAUGGUUGCUGUUUAUAUACUGUUGUAUGUUUGGUUACAGCAGUCAAUGCUUUUUUUCAGCCGUCUUUGACAAUUGGGAAAACUCUUCAGAUGCAAUGCGUUUUGUGUAGCAUCUUGUCUAUCAUAGUUUUUUUGUAAAUACUGGAGAAGCUUUGACCAAUUUGACUUAGAAAUGGAAUGUAACUUUGCUUACAAAAUUGCUAUUAAACUUCUCUGCUUAAGGUGUUCUAAUUUUCUGUGAGCACACUAAAAGCAAAAAUAAAUGUGAAUAAAGUUU
Molecule: messenger RNA, 2593 nt
Organism: Hemiscyllium ocellatum (epaulette shark)
Lineage: Eukaryota; Metazoa; Chordata; Chondrichthyes; Orectolobiformes; Hemiscylliidae
Gene: marcksa
Product: myristoylated alanine-rich protein kinase C substrate a
Exons: 2
Coding region: 377-1483 (368 amino acids)
Biological process (GO): central nervous system development; actin filament organization
Cellular component (GO): cytoplasm; plasma membrane; actin filament bundle
Molecular function (GO): calmodulin binding; actin filament binding
Source: RefSeq, a predicted model, not a curated record